Anneissia japonica is the source of this 1546-nucleotide messenger RNA. RefSeq lists its product as uncharacterized. NCBI's taxonomy places the organism in Eukaryota, Metazoa, Echinodermata, Crinoidea, Comatulida, Comatulidae. The transcript has 3 exons. The record is from RefSeq and is a predicted model, not a curated record. Bases 414 to 1238 code for a protein of 274 amino acids.
CCACAGCCACAGGCAGUAGGCCUAGGGCAUGCUUCCUCCUGGUGGCCGCACAGGAGUUGCUAACUAUUCACCAUAUUUUAUUGUUGGGUCUACUUAUUUUAAAACAGUGGACAACAGAUACUAGGGUAAGUUAGACUUAAGCUGGGCAAUCACUGGACCGAUGGUCAUCGGCCGACGCGAUUCUGUGGAGAACGCGAAGAUCAUUUAUACUGUCACGCAACAGAUCAUUUUUAUUGACGAUUCAUUUAUACUGUCACCGACAAUCAGCAGACAGCAUCACAUCGUCUAACGUUUACAGGGAGAGGAGUUGGAUUUGUCAGCCUGCAUUGUACGAUGUGAAACAGCAAGAAUAGAUAAUCAAGAACCAAGAAUAUCCAAUGCCUUGACUUCAACUACCUGGUUCUUAACUAAAAAUGUCUUCAACUAGCACAAGGGUAUUUAAAGUUGGUAUUGGGAGAUUUGUACAGCAGGACUUCAACCAAAAAGGUUAUGUUCGUGCAAUGAGACUUGCUCUGUUACAUCAGUAUACCCGUUUAGCAGGCUUAAGGGUAUCGAUGAAAGAACACCAUGGACCCUUCUUCAAGAAUUAUACUUUCUUUAUUCGUCAUCAAUGGGCAAUGCUAAAUGAGGACAUUACCAGUGACAUGAUACCACAGCCUAUACAUGGACUGUAUUCUGUGACAUAUCUAGGUAGCUCCUCAUUUUUAUGCAAAUCUCAAAUAAUCUUAGAAAAACAGCAGAAAUGUAUCAGCACAUGUAUCGCACAAGCUGUCUGUGUUAGUCUUCAAAAUAGGAAACCUGUUCCAUUUCCAGUUGCAAUCAAAGAAAUAUAUUCAUAUGCUGCUCUGGGGGCUAGACCCCAGAUUGCUCCUUUACUAGCAACCCCAGAGCCUACACAACAGCAGAUCGGCAUCCAGAAGGCUUUUAUUGGUGAGACUGAUGUUGAUGAGAAUGGACACGCAAACAAUACUGCAUAUUUACAGUUUUGUAGCGAUGUUGCCAGAAAAGCUGCAACUGAUAAAAAGUUUACAUAUGUUACUCCUGAUAUACUAGAUUCUAGAUUAAAGGAGUAUACUAUUCAUUAUAUUGGUGAAACAGUGCAAGGAGAUGAAGUCACUUUCACUUCGUGGCAGGAUUUACAAAAUGAAUAUUUGCUUCAUUUCGAGGCAAAGAAAGAUGAUAGUGUUAUUAUUAGAUGUCAGUUUGAUUUUAAUCCAAAAUUGCAUUCUUCUCUAUGAAUUUGCAGUAAUGAAUGCUACAGUAAAAUGAGAGUCAAUUAGACAAUGAUAUAAAGGUAUCAUACUGAGGAACAACAAUUACAAAAUAAAGCACUCAACAUUGUAUUAAAAUUCAGUUUAAAAGAUGCUGACACAUUAAUUCUUAAUUCUGUUUCAGCAUGGUUUGGAAAAACCAAUGUUGAUAUCAAAAGCUCAGUAAAAAGUCAGAUUAAAUUUGCCAACCAAUGAAAACAAUGUUAUUUGCAGAAGUUGUUAAGACUAACAAAAACAAAAUUAAUAAAAUUUAUUGUAAAAUGGCUAAUUCCAGA